AUGCGCAGCGGGAGUGCUAUUCAAAAAUACAGAAAUCAUCUGAAAGAGUACCAGCAAGCAACAAUGUCCGACGACGAUGAGUCCUCAGAUGAGGAGAUUGAGGAGGUUGGAAAGCUUACCUCAGCGAGAUGCUUAUCAAUGACAUGCGGUUGUUUCACGUUCGUUUGCGGAAUGAUCGGUUAUUUUUAUCUAUUGGCGGCGCCGCAAAUGGCCACAUUCCCAAGCCUCAAAUGGCAGUCAUAUAUUUUCCUGACUAUUGGAAUAGUUCUUCUUUCGAUGACAAUUUACAAGGGAUGGAUUUCAAUGAAAAAUAGAUAA
Molecule: messenger RNA, 318 nt
Organism: Oikopleura dioica
Lineage: Eukaryota; Metazoa; Chordata; Appendicularia; Copelata; Oikopleuridae
Source: the annotation of a GenBank genome assembly